AUGGGUGAUAACACUGAAACAAAUCAAACUGCGACUGCAGUAGUCACCAUUGAGACUGUGAAUGCAUCACACCCCUACUUUAUUUCUCCUUCUGAUACGCCUGGUAUGCAGCUAGUCAACUCUCCUUUUGAUGGAAAGAGCUUUGCUGGUUGGAAGAGAGGCAUGCUCAUAGCUUUUUCUGCCAAAAACAAAGUAGGCUUCAUAGAUGGUUCUUCAUCAAAGCUAUCAGGGAACUCAGAUCUGGAAAAGGCAUGGUCAAGAGCAAAUAGUAUGGUUAUUGCUUGGUUACUAAAUUCACUUUCAAAAGAAAUUUCUGAAAGUGUGAUCUAUUUCACCACUGCUAAGGAUAUAUGGAAUGAUCUAGAAGCUAGAUUUGGACAGAGCAGUGGAGCCAAAUUAUUUCAACUCCAAAAAGAGUUGAGUGAUCUAACACAGGGUGCAAGUGACAUUACAACUUACUAUACCAAGAUGAAAAGGCUUUGGGAUAAGCUUGAGAGUUUGGAUUCAUUUAUCUGCAGUUGUGUGUGUACCUGUGAAGCAAAAACAAAGAUGCUCAAAGCUAAGCAAGAUGAAAAACUGGUCAAGUUUCUUAUGGGUCUCAAUGACAUUUACUGUGGUGCUAGAGGAAAUAUUUUAAUGAUCUCUCCACUGCCCUUUGUUGCUAAUGCUUAUGCACUCCUAAUGCAAGAGGAAAAGCAAAGGGAGAUGCAUUCCACACCCAAGUAUCCAGGUGAAACCUCCUCUUUGUUAGCUGCUGGUCAAGGUGGUUAG
Molecule: messenger RNA, 771 nt
Organism: Lycium barbarum (goji berry)
Lineage: Eukaryota; Viridiplantae; Streptophyta; Magnoliopsida; Solanales; Solanaceae
Exons: 1
Coding region: 1-771 (256 amino acids)
Source: RefSeq, a predicted model, not a curated record